Molecule: messenger RNA, 2880 nt
Organism: Rhodamnia argentea
Lineage: Eukaryota; Viridiplantae; Streptophyta; Magnoliopsida; Myrtales; Myrtaceae
Product: transcription factor bHLH145-like
Exons: 4
Coding region: 1079-2125 (348 amino acids)
Source: RefSeq, a predicted model, not a curated record
CCCUGGGCUCUCUCCUGCAUUUGCUUUUAUGUUGGCACUCGCAAUCCCUUUAAAUUUGGGUUUUUUUGUUGUUUUUUUGAGUCACGGGGUUUUCUGUUUCAUCAUUUUUCGAUAUGAUCCUGACAGUGGAACAUGGGUUCUUGCUUGUUUAGUGAAUUGGUGGUGUCCUGUUCUUUGUUGUUCUGCAUAAGCUGGUGCUCCGUGAAACUCUCUUUAAGUGUUUUUGCCGUUCUUUAACCAAGGCUGAAACCGAAAUCUCUCUUGACUUAUUAUUCUCAAGGGUCUUUGAAUCAGUUCUUGGCAAGGACCGGUUGUGGUGAUUUAAGCAGAAAGGAGAGAACAGCAUGCGUUGUUGGUUGAGUCUUUCUGUUGAUGUCUUCCGCGAAGUCAUCUCUUUGAACCUAUAUUGCAGAGUUAUUCUGUAAUUUGGAUUACCGGAUUUGAGCUUCCUUUCACGCUCCGUUUCACUAGAACCUUUAAUUCAUAAUGGGCUCCAGUUUCUUUGUUGUCGUUCCCUGCUACGUCCGCCAAAUUAGCUGAAUGUCAUGCCGUCCACUUGUUCCGAUUCAGAUUUCGCCAGAGAAGUUGGUCAUAAACUUUCGUCUCUUUUGGUCAUUUGAGUUUAGGAAUUUGUCUCUUGGGAUCACAGUCUGUUAUUUUCUGCUUCAGUUUCGGGGUCUAUAUCUACUCAUUCAUUCAAGUUGUGGCUUGAUCCGUGCUGGUAGAUUUAUUGCCUUCAUAUUCCUUAGAUCUGAGGGGUGGGAAAGUGUAGUUAUGGUGUGCCAAGCAGCAAGCCAGACAAGAUUUCGGGCAAUGAAACACGAAAAUGGGACUGCUGGGAGCUCAACAGUAGUUGUUAGAAUCAUAGCAUGCUUUCAACCUCUUCAUGAUUGCCAGCCUGAAUAUUUCCGCCAUUUGCUAAAGCCUGUCACGUAGAUUGAUCUAGUUCUGUACUUUUCAAGUUUAGCUGGAGUUUUAGGUUCUUUCCCCUUUGUUUUUGGAGGAAACAGCAAGUGAGAGCAACAGCUUCAAUUGAUAGAAAUCCUUCUUUGGGUGACUUGUCCAACUCAAUCUUUGGAUGGGAGAAGAUUUUGGGGCCUGGUUUUCACGGCACCAUUUGAGUAUGCGAGUGCCUGCUUUCGAUCCAUUAUCUGCUCCAUAUGCUCUGGGGCAUGAGUAUGUCAUUUCAACUGGUGCAGUCACAGGUGCGAAAAUGGUCUCUAAUGAUGCUGGGUGUCCACUACAUGCACAUAAAGAACUGCCUACUUCGCACAUUGGCCAACCUGAUGAAGCUCACGGUUGGUUUUAUUGUCUGCCACGCUUUAGGCAGGCCUUUAUACCAGAACUUAACAGUUCUGUUCUAAAAGACGGAUCUCUUGUUGGUCCUUCAGUAGAUUUCGAUGUUGACAGUGGACCCUGGAAGAGUUCUGGAUGUGUUGAGAGGAAAUUUGUUGUUUUCGAUCAAUCGAUGGGCCAGACUAGGAUAUUUUAUAGCUCAGGGAUAAAAAGUCCCAACCAUUGCCUAAAUUCCUUGUGUGUCCCUCAUCACAUCGAUGAAGAAGUUGAAAGAAGGAAAAGUGAUGUAAAUUUUCUGUCUGGACCGACCAUUGCCAACUUUAAGGAUGAUCAUGGGGAUGAUGUGCAAAGCGAGAUGCAUGAAGACACGGAAGAAUUGAAUGCGUUACUUUACUCCGAUGACGAUUCCGAUGAUUCUGAAGAGGAUGAAGUUGAUAGCACUGGUCAUUCUCCUAGCAUGAUGACAGGUCAGGAGAGGGAAGAAUAUUUUGGAGAAAGUGGAGAGGUUGUUGCCAGCUCUGCAUGGCCAAUGAGGAAGCGAAGGCUUGUGGACAACCCGAGUUCUUCCACUCAAUACCGAUACAUCGAGAAUGAGACUGAGGUAGAUUCUAAUGCCGGUGAUGGGAGCAGUAGUUUUUCAGGUGAAGUCAAUUCCACAUGCUGCAACAAAAGGUUGUGCAAGGAGAGAAUUUGUGAGACUGUAAGCCUUUUGGAGAAAGUACUUCCUGGCACAAAAGGGAAGGAUGCGACUGUUGUACUCGAUGAAGCUAUACGUUACUUGAAUUCUUUGAAGGAUGAAGCCACAGCUUUGGGAUUUUCUACCAUGUGACUUGGAGGUUAAAUUUGCAGUUGCCCUUUUCACAAUUACUCCGCGAUACGUUACUUUGGCGAGGAAGGACAAGGAGUAAGUUGAUAACGUGGCUGUUGGAUUUCUCUAUUUAACAUUCCAAGCAUUUGCAUUUGGAAGUGGUGGUGCAGUUGGACAGCCUGCAUAAACAAAAUCUUGGUUCCGUCUUCCUUUGACAAUGGUUGGUGUAAUUAGUGGGAACGAGAUUUGGCUUGGGGUCUUCCUCUUCUAUAGUCUUGGGACUUUUGGCAAAAACAUAUUGCCCUACCCAUCAUGCUGAUGGACCAUGUACAGAGUCUUGAUACGUUGCCAUUACCGAUGGGGGAGCCAACUCAUGCUUGCCCCAUCCCCCAGUCUCUUCAUUGUCGUCACUCAAUACUUUGUGUAGGAUCACAGGCAGAGGCAAUGUCCGCCUGAACCGUGUCAUCUUCAUUGCGCUCCCGAGUCAAAUGUUCGGUCAACUAUCGUCCACCACACUCCGUUCGAUCUCUAUCCAUGAAGGAUGCCGGAUGGUCUGAUCAUCUGACACUAUGAGUUUAGCCAAAUGCUUUGGGGACAGUGGCCGCUGCUCGAAAGUUGUAAGUGUUUUUGCUGCAUCUGGGUUUUUAAGUGUGCUGUUUAUUAGCAUUUGGGGUUUUAAUUGGCUAUACAUGGUGAUAUGUUGGUAGAUUUAGAGUAGUAACUAGUGAAGUUGAAUGUGAGAUUAACGGUCUGCCGUGCGCUUGCGUGGUAUUCAU